Aspergillus fijiensis CBS 313.89 is the source of this 1550-nucleotide messenger RNA. RefSeq names its product putative isomerase YbhE. Gene Ontology annotation, molecular function: protein binding; 6-phosphogluconolactonase activity. Bases 390 to 1550 code for a protein of 386 amino acids. NCBI's taxonomy places the organism in Eukaryota, Fungi, Ascomycota, Eurotiomycetes, Eurotiales, Aspergillaceae. The transcript has 4 exons. The record is from RefSeq and is a predicted model, not a curated record.
ACCUGGGACGCACGAGGAAAUGACGUUUGCCUUGCCUCGGGUGGGAUUUAUGGAGUCUCUGAUUGUCAUUGAGGGGCUCGCCUGUGAGAAAAUAUACAUCUGCUCCUCCGGAGUAUUGCAAAGUCGAUCCAAACCACGGACAGGCUUGUGUUCUGUGCCCAAAUGACAUCGGAUCGGAGCAAUCUGACAUCGGAGAUAAUGAGGUGAUAGGGUCCCAUCGCCCGAUGCACGUGACCAUCGGAGAUUAGGGCACGCAUGGCUCUCUCCUCAUUCAAUCAAGCAAGAAAUACAAUAGGGAGGGAAUGAAUGGAAUAUUAUACUAGCUAUCAGAUUAGCUUAGGCGUGCAAAUCGAAUCUGUCUCGCUCGUAUGACUCCUGUUUGAUACACGAUGCAUUGCAAACUUUUGUUAUCGGGCGACCGAGCCGACUUCACCACGCUCGCACUCGAUCUCGACAAGAAGAAGCUGAGCAUCCUCGCAAACUACGCCGCCCCUUACAAUGCUUCCUGGGUCGAGCCCGUGUCUUCGCAAGGCAGCGUUGACCAAUUACUCGGGCUAUCCGAGGGUGAUGACGCCGGCCUGCUUUACAGCUUCGAAGUUGAUCAUGCACACAAGGCUUGCAAAAUCACCAGCCAGCAGCCGACCCUGGGAGCGCCGGGUCACUUCCUUACACUGCGCGAUAAAUCUGCACUGGCGCUGGCGACGUAUCUAGGAGGUUCCAUUGCUCUCUACCCCAUCUCAGUCACCAAGUCCGGCACGCUACUGCUCGAAGACAUCCCCCGAACCGAGAUCAUCCCAAAUUUCCCCUACCGGGACGCGGGACACGGCCCGAACCAAGGCCGACAGCGACAAUGCCAUGUUCAUCAGAUCCUUGAAGACCAACGCGGGUUACUAUACGCUCCAGACCUGGGAUCCGACCGAGUGUGGCUCCUCCGGCGCGAGGGGGUGCAGAAGCUGGACAUCUGCGGCUGGCUGCAGUGUCCCCCGGGAACAGGGGCUCGGCAUGCCGUAUUCAGUCCGGAUGAGAGAAUCAUGUACGUGAUCGGAGAGCUCUCACACACCGUCCUCGCCUUCGACCUCUCCGAUGGCCCCGCCGAAGCCAUCCCGCCCAUCGCUGGCUUCGCUCCCAACAUCAUACCCCCGGAGGUCCACCCCGACCAUCAGUUCAUGAUGGACUCUUCCGAGAUUUGUCUGCAUCCUUCGAUUCCCAACGUUCUCUAUGUCAGUAAUCGGUGGGAACGGCACAUCGCGCGCCGCGAACCGCAUCUGCAGAACGUCCCGCAGCAGCCCCCGCCCGGCGAUGCGAUUGCCAUCAUCUUGCUAUCGGACGACGGCAGGAGUGUCAAGGCGAUCAAGCACGUGCGCACCAAGCUCGAUGUCAUCCGUGGGAUGCGGGUCAGCGACGACGGCAGGUACGUCGUGGCGGCAGGGCAGGAGGGUGGUGGUGUCGAGGUCUACGAGAUUAGCGGAGAUCGAGGCGAUGUGUGGACCCUGGUGGCUGGGUUGAAUGAGGGAUUGGAGAGUGGCAUUAAACAUGCUGUCUGGCUAUAG